This is a messenger RNA of Photinus pyralis (common eastern firefly), 1686 nucleotides long. It is a transcript of the gene Rbp1, whose product is annotated as RNA-binding protein 1. Gene Ontology annotation, molecular function: RNA binding. The coding region runs from base 181 to 519 and encodes 112 amino acids. Gene Ontology annotation, biological process: mRNA splicing, via spliceosome. The record is from RefSeq and is a predicted model, not a curated record. Gene Ontology annotation, cellular component: nuclear speck. NCBI's taxonomy places the organism in Eukaryota, Metazoa, Arthropoda, Insecta, Coleoptera, Lampyridae. The transcript is spliced from 4 exons.
CUACCCAAACCCAAUGCCCAAACCAAACUUGCAAGAGUGGGAACGUAACAAUCGCCAUCUUAUUUUCCACAUUUCUUUGUAAUUGUACUUAUUUGUAAGCAUUUUAUAUUUUACCUUUUGGUAAAGCUAAACCAUUGUAUUCGUUUAGUGUUGUGUUUUUAUCUCAAACCAGCUUGGAAGAUGUCUCGCUAUCGUGAAUGGGAUUUAUCCUGCAAGGUCUACGUCGGAAACUUAGGGUCGUCAGCAAGUAAACACGAAAUUGAAAGUGCUUUUAGUAAAUAUGGCCCACUUCGGAAUGUUUGGGUCGCUCGUAACCCACCCGGCUUCGCUUUUGUCGAAUUUGAAGAUCCACGUGAUGCCGAAGAUGCAGUCCGUGGGUUAGACGGAACACGUUGCUGUGGGACCCGAAUCCGUGUGGAAAUGUCAAAUGGCAGGUCUCGCAGGGGAGGUGGACGCAGACCUCCACCAAGAUACUCGAGGGCAGCGCUACUGCUGUUGUUUACUUCUCCUCCUGACUGAGCCCAACCUUUCCUUGGUAUAAACAUCUCAUCUUACAACGAUACACCAAACUACUACAGCUACUACAUCCACCAUCAGUGGUGCGCGACCGUCCAUUUUGACUCAACUCGACAGCUGCCUUUCUCAACUUUUUUUAAAUGAGCCUUCUACACCAGCAGCAUUUUCAACCAUCAAUCAACCCACAUCGUCUUCUUAAAAAAAGUAUAUUAUUUUAAUGUUCGUGGAGUCAAAACUUUCUACGCUAAAAGCUCAUUUAACAACUUUUCAAAAGUAGGCUGAUUAUAUAAGAUACACGUUUAAAGAAUUGCCAAAGGUUUAUCUCAUUAAUUUAUUCAAUGAAAUACAUAAAUUGCUUAAGGUUUGCAUGUUACAAAUGACAAUCUUCCGACUUUCUAUUAGUAUCCUAAUCACAGUGAUUAAUUUAAUGGCCCAAUUAGCUCUCUUAAAACCUGAAUACUUUCUAAUUAAUGCUAAGGUAAAGUAAUCAAAUUGGAAUUGAAUUAAAACCUUGUGUGUAUACUAUUUGAACUUUUCACUUAAAAAUUUAACAAGUAUGUUUUUUACCAACCGGUAACAGUCAAGCUGCCUGUAAAAUGUUGGCCCAAAAUUAACCUUUUUGGUGAGAGUUCAGGAAAAGGGCCACUAAACAUUAUUAAUUAGAUGCUGUGUUUAGGUUACAGUUUUAAAUUAAAAAAAUUAUGGUAACUGAUAUAGGAAAUUGUCAUUAUUCACAAGCAAAGCAGGUGGUACAUUAGGAUUUGCUAUGCAGUCUAUGUGGGAGGUAGGAUAUUACUUGAGAAAUUCUCCCCUUGUUCAUAGUAGUUAAAAUAUACGAUAUCCUUAGUAAAAUGUUGGACAUUGCGAGUUUACAAAUUAUAGACAUGGGAGUGGAUAUUCUCAAGGGGAAGAUAUAGCUUUUGUUCUGUUAUCCAUAAAACUUGAAAAGAAAGUUAAAGGUGUACAAAAUUAAUGUAACUUGAUUAUGUGUAUUAUAGGUCUCGUUCUCCAAGGCGGUCCCGUUCUCCAAGAUCUCGUUCUCGUAGUCGCAGCCGAAGAAGCCGUUCAGAUUCAAGAGAUCGUCGUUAAGACGAAUUUUUUUCCAUCUAUUUAUAAUGUCUUUAUUUUAAACAUCAAGUUUUUUUAUAAUAUGAUAAUUGAUUUAUUUUA